Saprolegnia parasitica CBS 223.65 is the source of this 1035-nucleotide messenger RNA. RefSeq lists its product as hypothetical. Bases 1 to 1035 code for a protein of 344 amino acids. The transcript has a single exon. Lineage: Eukaryota; Oomycota; Saprolegniomycetes; Saprolegniales; Saprolegniaceae. The record is from RefSeq and is a predicted model, not a curated record.
AUGCCGUGUGCACUCUGCGCCAAAUCGUUCAACCUCAUCCGACGGCGCCACUCGUGCGUCGUAUGCAGUGCAGCCAUUUGCCGCGACUGCGCCGGCGACAGCAACAAAUGCCUCCACUGCAAGGAGGCGGCCGCGACCAUCCUUCCGUCCAAGCCCACCACAUCGCCCAAGCUCCUCUUGAGCUACCGCGGGACGCGCAAGCCAGCCAAGCAAGACGGCGUCUCACGGCGGCCGUCGCCACUUCCGAUUCCUGCGCGCCGGCCGUGGGUGCUCACAACGCCGUUGCAUUCGACACCCGCACACGAACCAGCUGCAGCGCAAGAGACGUUUGACGCAGCAGACUUUAUCGACGACCACGCCGAGACCGACCACGACGACCCGAUUGCGUUCCUGUCCGUGCGAUGCGUUCGCGUGGAGCCCCACGUGGCGGCUUUGCGCGCGCACGGGCCGCUGAGCAACCUGCUGCACCAGGCGGCUUUUGCGGCCAACGCCACGAUCGCCAGCAUCCAGCUCAUUGAUCGCCACCGCGUCUUUGCGGUCGCCGCGUACGGCUACAACGACUGGAGCCAAGGCGUGUGGGACCAUUCGAUGCUCGUGCAGUCGCUCGAGGCGACGCCGGUGCCGGGGACCUCGAGCUUUCAAGGCGUUGGCCACUUGACGAGCCAUCCGUGGAGUGCGCAGCCGCAUGUCAAGACGUUUAUGAGCAUCCCGGUCAUGGUCGACGACGACGACUGCAUCGGGACACUCGACUUGGCCUCGACGUCGUUCACGGUGCCAACGCCCGAGAGCAUUCAGGAACUCCAAGUGAUUGCGCAGUCGCUCGGCCCGAUGCUCGUGGGCCUCAUUGACGCGUGGCCGGCCAGCCCACAAACGAACAUGCGCCUCGAUGCGACGCCGACCUCGUAUGGCGAAGCCCACGAGAUGAUGCAGGCGCUCAUCGCCAAAGCCGAACACACGGCCGACGUCGUGCGCUCCCAGCGGUCGCUCGCGAUCAAGCCGCUGGCGUCGUCCGAGAUUGGCAUUUGCUCGAUUUAG